Cyclopterus lumpus (lumpfish) is the source of this 4336-nucleotide messenger RNA. Its product is annotated as rho GTPase-activating protein 12-like. Gene Ontology annotation, cellular component: cytoplasm. The record is from RefSeq and is a predicted model, not a curated record. The coding region runs from base 316 to 3111 and encodes 931 amino acids. NCBI's taxonomy places the organism in Eukaryota, Metazoa, Chordata, Actinopteri, Perciformes, Cyclopteridae. Gene Ontology annotation, molecular function: protein binding. Gene Ontology annotation, biological process: regulation of GTPase activity; signal transduction. The transcript is spliced from 20 exons.
CAAAGUUGCCGCGGGGCCACGGGAGCGAGCGCUGUUGUGGAUUAACACCGGCCAGGAAAAGGAGCAGGACAGACGGGCACGAACCCGACAAGUAGGGACGCAGUUUCACACGGUGGUCGUUCGGUCGACGGGAAAGUUAACGGGGAUUUUUUUUAAUCUCACUCGGGCGCAUUUUGGAGUUUGUUUAAUUGUCCCCCCCACCCCCUCCUCUCCACGGAGUGUCUCGCGCCGGUAGAAGAAGCUCGGCUCAGGAAAACCAUGCUCAUAAACAUCUUCCUCUUGAGGUGAGCUGCCUAGUGGACAGUCGGAGGCAUCAUGGCGGAGCUGCCUAUUGCCCCGGGCGAGGUCUACAUCGAGGUGGAGUACGACUACGAAUACAAGGCCAAGGACCGCACCAUCACCAUCCACCAGGGAGAGUGCUACAUGCUGGUCAAGAAAUCCAAUGAUGACUGGUGGCAGGUGAGGAAGGAGGAAGGGACUAAGGCGUUCUACGUACCUGCUCAGUAUGUCCGCGAGGUGCGCAAAGCCCUCAUGCCCCCUCCCAAACCUUCUGCUGCCUCCGGCCACUCACCUCCGCAAAGUGGGGGCGCGCUCUGGGUAAAGCCAACCAGUCUGGACCUGGGACUCCAAGGCCGGUCCACGGAGAAUCUUCACAGACACGAGUCCAACUAUCGGCGGUCGCCCUCCGCACACACGGCGUCCUCAGGGCAUUUCAGCCCCCCCAGUCUGCGCAGGGACAGCAACCAUCAUCUCCCCCCCGGCAGUCCCAUCGACCACGACCGAGCGCUGGCGGAUAUCCUUGUCCAGGCCGGGGGCCCCCAACCUCCUCAAAAAGGAGGGUCCAGCACCCUCCCACGCACCCGAGCAAGAUCCCCGGAGCUGGAGCGAGCCCCGCUGGAUGUGGACAGCGCCCACCACUGUGACUCCGCGGGCGAAGAGAGGCGCACCAACGACUCGGAGUCGGGGGACGAACUGAGCAGCAGCUCCACUGAACAUCCCCAGACGGUGUCGUCGUCGGGCCACGGCCGCUCCGAGUCGCCCGUCUACACCAACCUCCAGGAACUGAAGAUCAGCCAGACCAGCCUGCCCCCUUUCCCCUCCGGCUCCUCCCUCCACGUGAUGGGCGACUGGGAGACCUUCAAGGACCAGAACGGCAGGCACUUCUACUACAACCGGUCCACCCAGGAGAGGACCUGGAAGCCCCCGCGAGCCAAGGACGCCAGCACCGGGAGCUCCAGAGGAGAGUUCCAAAGCGCAGGGGAGAGCUCCGAGACCACUCCUCUGUCGCUCUCGCCGUCUUUCUUCCCCUUCCUCUCGCUCUCCAUCGGUCGCCUCCAGCCUCUGUCGUCGGAGGACACCUGCUUCAGUGCCUACUCCAGCCAAUCGGACAGCCAGUAUGGCUCGCCACCGCGCGGUUGGUCGGAGGAGACGGACGCCCACGGCCACACGCUGUACGUCAGCGACCAUACUAACGAGAAGUGGUUAAAACACGUCGAUGAGCAGGGCAGACCGUAUUACUACAGUGCAGAUGGGUCGAGGUCAGAAUGGGAGCUGCCAAAGUACAACAACUCCCCCCCACAGCCGCCUGGAGACGCUCUAAAGAGCUACAGUCUGGACAGGAAACAGGUUGAGCCCAUCGUCCUCACCAAGUGGAGGCACAGCGCCUACGUCCAGGACGCCAACGACAAGCGGCUGUUAAAAACCCGGCGUUUCCGCGCAGGCUCGGCCCGCCAGCACCCGUACAAACACCAAGACGCUCCUCUGAGCCCCAAGCCCUCAUCUCCCGACUCUGACUCCUGCCCUCCGUCUCCCAAGCCCCCCGCCUCUCCGUCUGAAAAGUGUGGCCUUCUGAAUGUGACAAAGAUCACCGAGCACGGCAAGAAAGUACGGAAGAACUGGACGUCUUCCUGGACCGUGCUUCAAGGAUCCACGCUGCUAUUUGCCAAAGGCCAAGGAGGCGGGACCAGCUGGCCAUUCAACCUCAGUGGGUCCUUCCCUGAAUUUGUCCUCUCACUGUUGAGUAACUGGAGGCCGUCCACUAAGAAACGCCCCGCCGUCUCCUAUGGCUGCUCCAGGCUCGACAGAGCCUCCUCUUUUGGAGGCGGUCAGUCCAAACCAGAGUUCACUGUGGAUCUGAGGGGCAGCUCGGUGGAAUGGGCUUCCAAGGACAAAUCCAGCAAGAAGCAUGUUCUAGAGGUGAAGACUCGACAGGGCACGGAGCUGCUGAUCCAGUCAGACAACGACGGCUUGGUCAACGACUGGUACCGGACGCUGCUGGACACCAUCAGCACCCAUGCCUGGGAGUCUGACGAGGCGAUAGAGGAGGACCUGCCGGAGUCGCCUGGUGCGGAGAAACACGACAAGGAGAAAGAACACAGAGACUCAAAGAAAAGCCGAGCCAUGAAGACCUCCACCAGCAUGGACGCCUCCGACAACAAGAAGACCAGACACAAGCUGAAGAAGUUCCUGACCCGCCGUCCGACCCUGCAGGCCGUCCGGGACAAGGGAUACAUCAAAGAUCAGGUGUUCGGCUGCAGUCUGUCCAGUUUGUGCCACAGGGAGAGCGACACGGUGCCGAUCUUUGUCAAGAUGUGCAUCGACCACGUGGAGAACACCGCUCUGUGUGUCGAUGGGCUGUACAGAGUUAGCGGGAACCUGGCGAUCAUACAAAAACUUCGCUUCGUUGUCAACCACGAUGAGACGGUGAACUUGGCGGACGAGAAAUGGGAGGACAUCCACGUGACCACCGGCGCUUUAAAGAUGUACUUCAGGGAGCUGCCGGAGCCUCUCUUCACCUACGCCCUCUUCCAUGACUUUGUCAGCGGCAUCAAGAUUCCAGACUACAAGCAGCGAGUUCAGUCCAUCAAGGAUCUGAUCCGACAGCUGCCCAAACCCAACCACGACACCAUGCAGGCUCUCUUCAAACACCUCAGGAGGGUGAUCGAACACGGCGAGGAAAACCGCAUGACCACCCAGAGCGUGGCCAUCGUGUUCGGCCCCACGCUGCUGCGGCCGGAAACGGAGACCUGGAACAUCGCGGUCCACAUGGUGUACCAGAACCAGAUAGUGGAGCUAAUACUGCUGGAGUACGAGAACAUUUUCGGCAGGUAGAAAGAGACGCCAGGGGAUGAGCCUCUUUUUUCUUUUCCUUUUUUCUCUCUCUCUCUGGUCCGGUUUGGCUCGACUUGGCUCGGUCCAGCACGCGUGUCCCCGGUGCAGCACCUCUUCAUCUCAAACCUCUCUGCGGUUGCGGACCUCUCCAAAUCAUACAAACUCCGGACCAAAACCACGGCCAAUACGCCACGGAAAAACCCAAAACAAAGCUGUAACUAAACUAGCGACCAAAAAAAAAAAGUUUAAGACUCUUUGCACUUUUCAGUGUCUCGUUUUUUUUCUCUCCUGCAGCUACAUUUGUGCCACUUUACUGCAAAAGGUGACGACCUCCUGUCGCGACACUGGAUUCCUAGAAGUAGUACACGGCACGCGGGGCAUAAACACGCCUCUACUGCUGCACUGAGACCAAAGCAGAAGGACUCUGACUCCAGAGGAGGCUUCACUGGACGUAUGGGCGCUUGUUAAUGAACCACAAGAGGAAACUAAGCUGCUGCUUGGCUUUUAGACGUUUAGACACUAAGAGAAGAAACGGAACAAGGAUAAGAAGGGAUGAUAUGGAGGUUUUAGGAUUAAUAUGAACAUUUUCCGCCAUUGCUGGACUUCUCUCUCUUUCACAAUGUAUUUUAUUUAAAGUAUUUGGUUUCCUUCUGCGCUCUGAAUUUCCCCGUCCUUCCUUUUUUUUUUUUUUUUCAAUCCUGACACACUGGACCGGGGUCCUCUGAACACGAGAGGUUAUCGCUCUGUAAUAUAUAUAUCUACGCGCCACCUUUUCUCCAUUUGGCUUUUCAGAACAAAUUAUCGUCUAGCAGUAAAAAAACAUUUAAAAAUGGUACUCGGCAGUGUCUUUCCUCGACUCUGGCAUAUUAAACGUUAACGGCCUUUGAACACGACCCCGUUGAUAAAGCUGUACAGUGUUUUACGUGUGUGCAUGUGGAUGAGGGUGGGCUAGAUGGAUGAAUGGACUCAAUGACAGUAUAUUGUACAAAUAGUAAAUAUAAGUAUGUAUGCCUGGAGCGCUGAGAAUAUGACACAAGGGAGAAAUCACUACUUUGUGAUCGUUGUGCGACCAACAGAUGUCAGGGAUGACGUGGUGGACCGGGGAGGUGGAGGUUUACCUGCGUGUCAGGUAGACGGAAGUUGUUGAAUGUAAACCUUGAGAGUAACUGUUGGCUUUAACAAAACUGGAAUAAAGAGCUCUAAUAAGAGAUAUUUCCAAAGGAAA